This is a messenger RNA of Sphaeroforma arctica JP610, 593 nucleotides long. RefSeq lists its product as hypothetical. Bases 1 to 507 code for a protein of 168 amino acids. Lineage: Eukaryota; Ichthyosporea; Ichthyophonida. The record is from RefSeq and is a predicted model, not a curated record. The transcript has 5 exons.
AUGGAUGAAAAGGAAGCCUUCGAGAUGUCCCUGAUGCUAGAGCCACGGGUGUCGACCACAAUUGCCACAGACUACUAUCCCGCCAAAAAACACGCGCGCACAGGUUCAACCGCAUCCACCAAUUCUCUCCUCAGUCCAAGCACUCCGUUGGGAAAAUCGUCACCUCCUCAUUCUCCCAAGAGCAACUGCAUAUCACAGAGUAUGAACGCCAUUGCAAACGGAAUUGAAUCCUUCACGUACGACAGCCUUACGUCUAAGAUCAGCAGCUCAAGCGCAGACUCACUGCAGGUCAUCACUCACAAGCACGCACACCCAGAGAGCGAUGGCGUCUCUCUGACCAGCGGCGACUCAGCGACAUCGCCCACCUCACCGCGUCUUCGAAAGCCGUUUAUAUUCUCAUCGAAAGUUAAAGUCAGUGACGAACAAAGUCACGAAACCGUUAAUGUCACAGACCGAACCGACGGGGUAGCGCAGCCGACACGAGAUAGAGCGGAGCAUGUUCUGUGACGGAUGUAGACCAAUCAUAUGCAAGAGAACUAUGUGAGUGUGUGAUUGUACAAAUGUGGACCAAUCAUAUGCAAGGGAAUUAUGUG